Molecule: messenger RNA, 6072 nt
Organism: Salmo salar (Atlantic salmon)
Lineage: Eukaryota; Metazoa; Chordata; Actinopteri; Salmoniformes; Salmonidae
Biological process (GO): snRNA transcription by RNA polymerase II; snRNA transcription by RNA polymerase III
Cellular component (GO): snRNA-activating protein complex
Molecular function (GO): RNA polymerase III type 3 promoter sequence-specific DNA binding; RNA polymerase II cis-regulatory region sequence-specific DNA binding
Source: RefSeq, a predicted model, not a curated record
UGGGAAAUAUGUUAAUAUUCCAGCAGUGUCGUUUGUAGCACGUAGAGAUCUUCAGUGAAAUAGCAUGUCAGACAAUUUCAGUGGGACUUAGCUAGUUAAAUAUAUUUGUUUCUACAUAAUAUUUUAUGUAUAACAUAAGAAGACACAUCUGUUAACUUGGAUGACAGUCUUGGUGUCUCAUCCAUUAUGUCCUCGGAUGACCUAAUUGCACAGAGGAAGAAAGUCGAACGCCAAAUUUUGGUGCUCGAGCGCACCCUUGGUCCCGAAAGCAACUCCAUUGAACUAUCUUCAGACAGUUGUUCAUCUGAUGACGGAUCAGACGAUAAUGCAUCUCAACCAGAAGAUUUGGGUCCUCCGGGGAACCUGGAGGCAGAGCGGGAGCAAAUACAGAGAGAGAUUGAAGAGUUGGAGUGCACUCUUGGCCCAAAUGCAUCUAAUGCUGAGAUGAUGUCAGAUGAGGAUGUCCAAGGAAGUGAAACAGAAUCGAGCAAAGAGGACAGUGCUGAGGAGCUGGAUCUACCCCAGAACACAGAUACAUGUCUGCAAAUGAACCUUGUUUACCAGGAAGUGUUGAAAGAGAAAUUAGAGGAGCUGGAGCAACUGUUAUCAGCCAAUCAACACCAACAAAAAGAGAUUAUGACUCAGCUCUCUGGCACAGGAACUCCCCAGGCUACCACUUCUGGACAACCCACACUGAAGCUUUUCUUGGGGAGCUUUCUGAAGCCCUAUUUCAGAGAUAAAGUCACAUUUCUGGGCCCACCUGCUAAUCCAGAAGCCAGAGAGAAGAUGAGUAAAAGGAUCGGACCUACUGACGACGUCAAGAUGAAAAGAUGGGAAGGGUGGCAGAAGACUCUGCUGAUAAAUGCUGUCAUGAAAGACAGCAUGAAACGCAUGAUACAGCCCAAGCUGUCCAAGGUGGAAUACCUUACACAGAAAAUGGUCAACGCUGAAAAUGUGGAAAAGCAAAUCCUGCGGAAACAAGUCACUGAAAUCGAAAAGGACAUUGAAGCCAUCAGUGCACUGAAGGAGGAUGAGCUGAUGGGUGGCCGCUAUGAUGACCAUGAUUGGCAAAAGAUUUCCAAUAUUGAUUUUGAAGGCAUCCGUGAAGCUGAACACAUAAAAAGCUUUUGGCAGAACUACCUGCAUCCCUCCAUUAACAAAUCCAGUUGGAAGGAAAACGAAAUUGAGAUGCUCAAGAAAGUCGCUGUAAAACAUGGGCACCGCAACUGGGAUCAGAUUGCUGAUAAACUUGGGACCAACAGGACAGCCUUCAUGUGUCUCCAGACGUACCAGCGCUACAUCUGCACCGACUUCAGGAGGAGGAGGUGGGGCGGCGUGGAGGACGAGAUCCUUCGAGAGCUGGUGGAGAAGAUGCGUAUCGGGAACUACAUCCCGUACACCCAGAUCUCCUAUUUCAUGGAGGGCCGGGAUUCAUGCCAGCUGAUGUAUCGGUGGACUCAGGUUCUGGACCCCACCCUCAAAAAAGGCUAUUGGUCUAAAGAAGAAGAUGAGAUGCUACUGAGAGCAGUGGCUAAACACGGGGUGGGGAACUGGUGGAAGAUCCGUCAGGAUGUGCCUGGCAGAAAUGAUGGCCAGUGUAGGGACAGGUACGUGGACGUCCUGGUUGGGAACGUGAAGAAGGGUCCCUUUGACGAGAAGGAAAAGGCACAGCUCAGACGAUUGGUGGAGAAAUAUGGACGUAAAUGGUCUAAGAUAGCUGCCGAGAUUCCCAACAGAAUUGACUGUCAGGUCCUUCAACAGUGGAGGAGAAUGACUGGGUACAAGCCCAGACAGAGGGACAGAAGGAACAGAGCAUUGCAGCGAAGGAGAAAGGUCGCGGCUGUGAGGAGCAUCAAGAGUAAGCUGAGGCUAGACGAUGAUGUGCACUCAAGCUCCGAUGAGGAGGAGAACUUCGAGAUUGAGUUUAUGGACAGUGACGACGAGAAGAAACAGAAGUUCAUUGAACCGCACUGGUCUGAUCAGGAAAGUGACAUUAUCAAAGACUACACCCAACCAGACAUGGAGCAAUGGAUCCCCGUGCUAGAGAAGGAGUUUGAAGGGCUGGGGAAGGUGAGGAGCAUGAUGGUUGAACGGCCCAGCAAGAACACAACGCAAGAGCAGGCAACGACGGACAGCCAGGAUGCAGCACGCAAGGUCAUAGUGGUACGUUCCACCAUCCUGGACUGCUUUGGCAAGCCUGCUGCCACUGUCAUCGGACAAAACCCCCCAAUCCUAGCAAAGAAGGAUUACAACAGUGACCUGGCCAUGCUGAAGGUGUGCUACGGAGAGGUGAGAAACCUGAUCGCUUGGAAGAAAGCCAAUGCCAGAAAACACAAAAACAGUGGGUCUAUGAGCGGUGACCAGGGGACAGCCCACAAGUCCUCAAGACAAAAGGAGUCCUCUGCCAACAGUGAAACCUGCAUCACUCUCAACUAUUCCCUUCAGUUGGCAGUCACUCCCUGGGUGGGCAAUGUGCUUAUGCCCCCACCACCCUCUUCAAACAAGCGCCGUGAAGCGGACAUGGUGCGAGAGAGAGCAGAGAGCAUUGGACUCACCAAUAGCCCAGUGUUCUUGUUCUUUCUGCAGGUCCUCCGUUUAGAUGCAGAAGGCUGUAAGCAGAUCAUUAAAAUGCGUAACAACCAAGCUGUACUCACGGGAAACAAAUCUUGGGAAGCGAAACAGGCUUCAUUGAAAAACCCAAAGCAACGCCAUGGUCCCAGAACAGUGGCCAGUAUGCUAAACCAGAAGGGAAAAGAGCAGCAGAACAGUAAGCAGCAGAACAGUCAACUUGUGAUGAUGAUCCCUCAGACCUUUGUCAUUGCACCGCCUGUAGUACAGUCCAUCCCACAUCCUGCGGUCCCCUCCACUCCAACUUCCAGACAACAACUCAUGCUUUCCGCACUUACCCAACUCAGACCCUCUUCCCCCACCCAACUCAGACCCUCUACCCCCAGCCGACCUAGACCCUCCACACCUGGUCAACCUGUACUCUCUACGCCCAGCCUACUCAUACCCUCCACACCCGGUCAACCUGUACUCUCUACCCCCAGCCUACCCAUACCCUCCACACCCGGUCAACCUGUACUCUCUACCCCCAGCCUACCCAUACCCUUCACACCCGGUCAACCUGUACUCUCUACCCCCAGCCUACCCAUACCCUCCACACCCGGUCAACCUGUACUCUCUACCCCCAGCCUACCCAUACCCUCCACACCCGGUCAACCUGUACUCUCUACCCCCAGCCUACCCAUACCCUCCACACCCGGUCAACUUAUACCAUCGACCCCCAACCGACCUAUACUCCCUGCUCCCCUUUCCAUCCAAUCCUCAACUACAAUAGACCGGGUGAAUGAGGAGGCUAAUGAGAAUCAUUCAGGAAAAAAACGCAAUCGUAAACCUACCGAGAAAGCACAGGCCCUCAAGGAUGCUGCGAUUGCUAAAAAGUCCAUGGAAGAGUCGCCCAAACGCAAGAAAGCCCGUACCAAAGAGAGCCUAGUUGUCCAGCCUAACGUGGUUCUGUCCCCUCCACAAACUGCCUGGGUCCUGACGCCCAUUGGACUUGUGCCAAUCAGUGGCAUUGGCAUCCAGAUGACACCUCAGAAUCUACCACGAAAUGCUCUUGCACCUGCUUGUCCAUCUCCUAUUAUUAUCAACCAGCAAGUCCCUCUAACACUAAAUGCUGCUGCAACACAAGCCUCUCCCAAUAUGACCUAUAUCUGCCCAUCUCCCUCUACCCCUAAAGACCCAUCUGCCCUCAUGGUAUCUCCUGCUUCAUCCGUAGCACAGGGAACUGCCUCCCCAUCUGUGUUAACCUCUCUCUCCACCUCCAUUACCAUCACAAACAACACUGCUCUAAGAAUGACCAACCCAGUGAAACGCAUGAGAAUAACUAACCCAGUCAUGCAGACUGUGGCAACCACUUGUCCUCAGCUCAAUGCAGUUUCACCUGUUCCCAUGAACACGGUCAUCUCGGCUCCCAUCAGACCACAGACUGGCCGUCCACAGGCUUCAGUCCUCAACGUCCCUCCAGGCUCCCUUCCAGCCUCAUUUCCACAGGGGGGAGCCCUCCGAAUUGUGCAGCUUAACCACCCUAAAAGUGGCCCUCCACCCCGCAAUCCUGAGCUAAUGCAGUUUGAUCCCAACCUGAUGUUCAUGGAGGACCCGGCACAAGUGAGAGAGUGGUUGAGCGGCAAGCGAGGAGUUUCUCUUCCGGAUUUGGACGUCACUCUGCCCUACCUACCCCCCUUUGUCAGCAGUCUUAAUACCCUAUCGGGCCUCCUGAAAUGUAAAAAGACGUUGGCAGUUCGUGCAAUGCAGCUCCUGCCCCCAGAGGAGAAAGAGAACCAGGAAGAGCAGAAGCAGGUAGCUGCAGUGCGGAGCUUUGUGGCAGAGCGCUUCAGCCAUAACCCAGGCUACCUGCUCCUGAAGGCUCGCUUCUUGUCCUGUUUCACCAUGCCUGCUCUUUUGGCUACUAUCAAUCCGGUGAAACUCUCCAAGUCCCCCACCCCGGACCACGGUGAUGUGGAGGAGGAACCUUUCAGGAACCAUCCAGUGGAGCAGACAACAACACUCCAGGCUCCUCUGCUAAGCACUGACGGAAAAGGACCUCCUGCCACCUUCUUCUCUGGAAUCACCACAAGAAAUAAAAGUCGCUACCUCAACACGGACAAAGCAAAUGGAGUCGUUUUGGAAUGACGUGUGGUUUUACGGGUUAACCAGGUUUUGUUUGAAAGUUCUUGCCAAUUUUGUUGUGACGUCACUGUCAUAGAAAUCAAUGUUACUGGAAUUGAUAGAAGAUAGCAGUGGAUAGAUGUGUUCUAUUUCCCUCAAUACAGAAUAGUUCAGACGAAUUUUAAGCUGUUGAAUUUGCACUGAACUAGUGGUCACCAACCUGUUCUGAAUCAAGAUCACUUUGAGUCAAAAUGCAAGCUGAUCUACCGCUCAUAUUUUUGAAAUAAACAUGACUUAAAAAAUGUAAGCCUAUGUAACAUUAACCAGUUCUGUAGCCAUGAAGUUAGUGCAGUAGGCUAUAGGCCCCAAUACAUUAUCACUGCAUAUUUGUUCAGUUCGAAUUGCCCUGGCAAUGUCCUUCUCAGAUAGACCAGUUUGAAAAUAAAUAUAUCACACACAACAUUUGGUAUAUCAUCACACUGGUAAUAGAUAAUUUGUUGUAUUACUUGUGAGGCACAGCUGAGUGAGCAUAAUAAUUUGCCUUUAUUUUUUUACUGGACUGAUGGCCUGCAUCUGAUGGUCAAUCUGAGGAGAAGGAGCAGCUCUGAGGCUUCCUCUCACCCGACUCGCCAUCCCUCCGCUCUCCCGCCCUCUGCUGAGAAAAGGGGACACAGUCUUCCAGCUGAUGGCAAAAGUCAAGUUGCACUGCAUUAUUUCUGCCUCGUGCACAAAUGAAUGUUGUUACUCCUAUAACCAGAGAAAGUGAAAUAUUCCUCGAUAUUAAAGACAAGCGGCUAAUAAUAAGCUUAUCGGAAUGCUUUUCUAUACUCAUUCAUUGCAGCGUGAUUGGAAGUAUUCUAUGCAUUCUAUGAUGGCUUAUAAAAGUGUUGACAGGGCUGAAUAACUUAAACAUGAACUUAUAAAAACAGCAGCUUUUUGCUGUAUUCGUUGAGUCUCGAGUCAUGUUUUUUUAAUUCUGACAGUAUCAACUUUGCUGUGAGUUCAAGGCUUCUUUUUACAGUCUAAGGCACAAGGACACUGCAGACAUGGUGAUCUGAGCUAUCUGAUUGGUUAGUGGCAGGCCUAUAGGUUCACUUGAUUUGCUCUACCUUCGGACACAUGAAAUUGAUAAAUGGGAACACAGUCUUCCCUGUGCUAGGGCCGCUGAAUCAAGUGCACCUACUGCCAACAGUGCGGGGGAAAAAAAAAUAGCGUGGCUUAUUUUUUUUUUUUACAGAAAUGGUUGGUGAUCGACGGGUUGGUGACCACUGCACUAAACUAAUGGUUCAUAUUUGUACUUGUUUUUGUUCAUAAUUGAAUUUUUCUUAUACAUAUUGUGAAAAGAGAAAGUUAUGUUGACUUGUACAUAUUUUGUAAUAAAUCAUUCUACUUGUUUAAAAA